Messenger RNA from Baudoinia panamericana UAMH 10762, 1839 nucleotides. RefSeq lists its product as uncharacterized. Bases 1 to 1839 code for a protein of 612 amino acids. The transcript has 2 exons. Gene Ontology annotation, cellular component: small-subunit processome; Pwp2p-containing subcomplex of 90S preribosome. The record is from RefSeq and is a predicted model, not a curated record. Lineage: Eukaryota; Fungi; Ascomycota; Dothideomycetes; Mycosphaerellales; Teratosphaeriaceae. Gene Ontology annotation, biological process: rRNA processing. Gene Ontology annotation, molecular function: protein binding.
AUGUCGGGGAAGAAAGCCAGGGCGGCCGUGGCUGUGCAACAGCCAACACCGCCAACGCAUGACGACGACGACGAGUCGGAUGUGGAUAUUGUAGUGGACGGCGCAGAAGGGAAGGCCGAUGCGGAGUUGGAGCUGGAGAGGCUUGUGUUCGGUGACAGUGCUGCCUUCAGAGCAGGCUUGGCUGAGCUCGUGCAGCCGGAAGAGGAAAGUGUGGAUGCGGAAGGCACGACUGGGUAUGAGGGUCUGGACGAUGCGGAUUUGUUCUUCGUCGACACUGGAGUGACGGAUGAUGCGACACGACCCACGGUUGCUGCAACUUCAGAUGAAGACGACACUUUCCCCUCCCGACAUCCACCGGCGUGGGAAGACAGCGACGAUGAGCGGAUGCUCGUCUCCCUCGCUUCUGCACCUCGUUUGCGAAAGCUACGACGUACCGAAGCCGAGGAUGUGAUCGAUGGCAAAGAGUACACCAAGCGACUGCGCCGACAAUUCGAAGUGCUCCAUCCUCGACCGGAAUGGGCGCACUAUGCGCUGCAGCAACCAGCGCGGAAGAAGCGACGCAUCUCCGGCCCUAACGAUUCCGAAGACGUCGAAGAAGGAGCCUCCGAUGAUGAGAUGGACGUCGACCUGCCCACCGUAGCCCCGCUCUCAAAACUCCUCCAAGACGCCGAAAGCCUCGUCCGCUCCUCCUCCGGACCCGGACGAGGCAAAAAGCGCAAACUCCGCCCUGAAGUCCUUGAUAUCCAACGGAUGAAAGACAUCCCCGGCACGCAACCCUCGGCAAUAACAUCCCUCUCCUUCCACCCUCAACUUCCUCUCCUCCUGUCCUCUGGACCUUCAUCCACUCUGUACCUACAUCAAAUCGCCUCGUCCCCUCCAGCACCCUCCCCGAACCCGCUCCUCACCAGCCUCCACCUCCGCGGCACAGCACUGACAACCACCGCCUUCCACCCCCACGACUCGCGCAUCUUCCUCUCCGCCCGGCGAAGAUACUUCCACAUCUGGGACCUGCAAACCGGCCGUAUCGAAAAGGUCACCCGAGUCUACGGCCACCAGCACGAACAGCGCAGUAUGGAGCGCUUCAAACUCAGUCCGGAUGGAAACUACAUGGCCUUACUGGGGUCCGCGCGCAAAGGCGGCGCCGUCCUCAACCUCCUCUCCGCGUCAACCCUGCAAUGGAUCUCCCAAGUCCGUAUCGAGGGUCGCGGCGGGAUCGCAGAUUUCGCCUGGUGGCGGAACAGUCAGGGUCUGUGCAUCGCGAGCAAAAGUGGCGAGAUCACCGAAUGGUCCGUCAUGUCGCAAUCAACGGUAGCCCAAUGGCAGGACGAAGGCGCCGUAGGCACUACGACCCUUGCGUUGGGAGGACAGCAUGAACUCGUCAAAGCAAGCAUUGGCCAUGACCGUUGGGUCGCUGUAGGCAGCAGCUCCGGCAUCGUCAAUCUCUACGAUCGCCGCAAGUGGCUCGAACAUCCACCAGCAUCUACCACUCCUCUCCCCUCGGCCGCCGAAAGCAACGCGCAGCCCGUCCCCGCCCACCCCAAGCCCACACGCGUCCUGGAACACCUGACCACCCCGACCUCCCACCUCACUUUCUCCCCCGACGGACAAAUCCUGGCUAUGGCGUCGAAAUGGCAGCGCGAUGCGUUGAGGUUGGUGCAUUUGCCGAGUUGUACGGUGUUUAAGAAUUGGCCGACUUCGGCGACGCCGUUGGGAAGGAUCACGGGGGUUGCUUUUGCGGGUGGGGAGGUUGUUGGGGAGAGGGAAGGCAAUGGGGCUGUGCAUUCGGUUUUGGCGGUGGGGAAUGAGCAGGGGAAGAUUAGGGUUUGGGAGAUUAGGUAG